AUGCCUCACCGUAACAACCCUGCACCUCUCCCCCUCGUCGUGACCCUAAACUGCGUCGAGGACUGUUCCCUCGAAUUCGAAUCCCUAGCCGGCGUCGCCACCGUCCAGCAUGAUAACACAUUGCAGGCGGUGGAGGAAGUUGUGAAUCCCAAGUGUAAGGAAGCCAGAAAUGAUGACGAUAAGAAGCCUCAUGAGCUAUUCACUGAAAGGCACAAGGAGCUGGUGAAAGCUGGAGAGAAAUGGGCAAAAGAAACCGCUAGUUCUUUUACACUUGUGGGUACUCUCAUCACUACUAUCAUGUUCGCUGCGGUCUUCACUGUCCCAGGUGGAAACACACAAGAUACUGGAGUGCCCAUUUUCUUAAAGGAGAAGAUAUUUACUGCAUUUGUGGUCGCAGAUGCAAUAUCUCUCUUCACUUCUGCCACUUCAGUCUUGAUAUGCAUUUGGAUCGUCGCAUCGCGUUAUGCUGAACAAGACUUCCUAAGAAGAUUGCCGUAUAAGUUACUGUUGAGCAUUUUCUACCUUUUUCUGUCUGAGGUGUCCAUGAUAUUUGCCUUUUGUGCUGCACUUGGUAUACUACUCAAGAACUAUUGGGCGUAUAAGCGACUCUUUAUAGGAGGCGUCAUAUCGGGGAGCAUACCAGUUAUUAUACUCGUACCAUCACAGCUGACACUCAUGUAUAAGAUUUUCCGAUCUACAAUAUCAAAUCCUUUUCGUAUUAGAAAAAAAAUUUGA
This is a messenger RNA of Glycine soja, 735 nucleotides long. Its product is annotated as ankyrin repeat-containing protein NPR4-like. Lineage: Eukaryota; Viridiplantae; Streptophyta; Magnoliopsida; Fabales; Fabaceae. The coding region runs from base 1 to 735 and encodes 244 amino acids. The transcript has 2 exons. The record is from RefSeq and is a predicted model, not a curated record.